Messenger RNA from Loxodonta africana (African savanna elephant), 7831 nucleotides. It is a transcript of the gene MYO9B, whose product is annotated as myosin IXB. NCBI's taxonomy places the organism in Eukaryota, Metazoa, Chordata, Mammalia, Proboscidea, Elephantidae. Gene Ontology annotation, molecular function: microfilament motor activity; GTPase activator activity; ATP hydrolysis activity. The record is from RefSeq and is a predicted model, not a curated record. Gene Ontology annotation, biological process: intracellular signal transduction; lamellipodium morphogenesis; actin filament-based movement. Gene Ontology annotation, cellular component: ruffle; myosin complex; lamellipodium. The transcript is spliced from 41 exons. Bases 418 to 6834 code for a protein of 2138 amino acids.
CUGGGCAUGCAUCAGCUGGUCCUGUGACUGCCCCUGGCUCCCCGAAGUCAUACACAGGCCUCUGCUCUCAGGGGAGCCCUGGAGGCACAAAGUGGCCGUGCUACCUUCUGCCUGUCUAGCCGGUGAGAAUGUGUGGGGGGACCGCAGGAACCCGUGGGGUCCAGAUCAUCAGCACAUAACCACUCUGUGGUCAGAGUGGAUCAGCGCAGGGAGGCGGAGCAGGCGUGGUGUCCGGGACACCCUCUGCCAACGUCAGGGCUGUUUGGACAUAAGACAGUGAAGCCGGCAGCCUGAGCCGGACUGCCGCUCCGGAAGCUGUGGUGCGCGCCCACUGCCACCUCAUGUGCUCAGAUCCCGCAGACGCACACCCCGCGCCCUGAGGCAUGCGGAGCCCGGGCCGGCGGCGGCAGCAGCAGGAUGAGUGUGAGCGAGGCGGGCAGCCGGGCCGGCCCCGAGCAGGCGUCCUACCACUUGCACAUCUACCCACAGCUGUCUGCCGAAAGCCAGGCCUCCUGCCGCGUGACGGCCACGAAGGACACCACCACGUCCGACGUCAUCCGCGACGCCAUCGCCACCUUGCACCUGGACGGCUCCAAGCGCUACGUGCUGGUGGAGGUGAAGGAGUCAGGUGGCGAGGAGUGGGUGCUGGACGCCAACGACUCGCCUGUGCACCGCGUGCUGCUGUGGCCACGCCGCGCCCAGGACGAGCAUCCGCGCUGCGAUGGCUACUACUUCCUACUGCAGGAGCGCAAUGCUGAUGGCACCAUCAAGUAUCUGCACAUGCAGCUGGUGGCACAGGCGGCGGCGGCCCGGGGCCUGGCGCAGCGCGGCUUCCUGCCCUGGCAGCAGGCCGACUUUGACGACCUGUGCGACCUGCCCGAGUUGACCGAGGCCAACCUGCUGCGCAACCUCAAGCGGCGCUUCCUGCAGCAGAAGAUCUACACCUACGCUGGCAGCAUCCUCGUGGCCAUCAACCCCUUCAAAUUCCUGCCCAUCUACAAUCCCAAGUACGUGAAGAUGUACGAGAACCAGCAGCUGGGCCGGCUGGAGCCCCACAUCUUCGCCAUCGCCGACGCGGCCUACCACGCCAUGCUGCGCAAGCAUCUCAACCAGUGCAUCGUCAUCUCGGGCGAGAGCGGCUCGGGCAAGACGCAAAGCACCAACUUCCUCAUCCACUGCCUCACCGCACUCAGCCAGAAGGGCUACGCCUGUGGCGUCGAGCGCACCAUCCUGGGCGCCGGGCCUGUGCUCGAGGCUUUUGGCAACGCCAAGACAGCCCACAACAACAACUCCAGCCGCUUCGGAAAGUUCAUCCAAGUCAACUACCUGGAGAGCGGUAUUGUGCGCGGAGCUGUUGUCGAAAAAUAUCUGCUAGAAAAAUCUCGCCUUGUCUCCCAGGAGAAGGAUGAGAGGAACUACCACGUGUUCUAUUACUUGUUGCUCGGGGUCAACGAGGAAGAACGCCAAGAAUUCCAGCUCAGGCAACCAGAAGAUUACUUCUACCUCAACCAGCACAACUUGAAGAUUGAGGACGGGGAGGACCUGAAGCACGACUUUGAGCGGCUCAAGCAGGCCAUGGAGAUGGUGGGCUUCCUGCCAGCCACGAAGAAACAGAUUUUCUCCGUCCUCUCGGCCAUCCUGUACUUGGGCAACGUCACCUACAAGAAGAGGGCCACGGGCCGUGACGAGGGGCUGGAGGUUGGGCCCCCGGAGGUGCUGGACACGCUCUCCCAGCUCCUGAAGGUGAAGCGAGAGAUCCUGGUGGAGGUUCUCACUAAGAGAAAAACGGUGACUGUAAACGAUAAGCUCAUCCUGCCCUACAGUUUCAGCGAGGCCAUAACUGCCCGUGACUCCAUGGCUAAGUCUCUGUACAGCGCCCUGUUUGACUGGAUCGUACUGCGGAUCAACCACGCCCUCCUUAACAAGAAGGACAUGGAGGAGUCCGUGUCGUGCCUGUCCAUCGGGGUCCUCGACAUCUUUGGGUUUGAAGACUUCGAGAGAAACAGCUUUGAACAGUUCUGUAUCAACUACGCCAAUGAGCAGCUCCAGUAUUACUUCAAUCAGCACAUUUUCAAACUGGAGCAGGAGGAGUACCAGAGUGAAGGCAUCACCUGGCACAACAUCGACUACACAGACAAUGUGGGCUGUAUACACCUCAUCAGCAGGAAGCCCACCGGCCUCUUCUACCUGCUGGAUGAGGAGAGCAGCUUCCCGCACGCCACGAGCCAGACCUUGCUGGCCAAGUUCAAGCAGCAACACGAGGACAACAAGUACUUCCUGGGCACGCCUGUCAUGGAGCCUGCCUUCAUCAUCCAGCACUUCGCAGGGAGGGUCAAGUACCAGAUCAAGGACUUCCGGGAGAAGAACAUGGACUACAUGCGGCCCGACAUCGUGGCUCUCCUGCGAGGUAGUGAUAGCUCCUACGUACGCGAGCUUAUCGGCAUGGACCCGGUGGCCGUGUUCCGCUGGGCCGUGCUGCGGGCCGCCGUGCGUGCCAUGGCCGUGCUGCGGGAGGCCGGGCGGCUGCGAGCCGAGAGGGCCGAGAAGGCUGCAGGUAUGGACAGUUCUGGCAUCCAAAAUCACCCUGGAGAGCCACAGAGAGCAGCCAGCACCCCAUCGGAAAAACUGUACCGAGAUUUGCAUGAUCAAAUCAUCAGGACCAUCAAGGGGCUGCCCUGGCAGGGCGAGGACCCCCGGCGGCUUCUCCAGUCCCUCAGCCGGCUCCAGAAACCCUGGGCCUUCAUCCCGAAAAGUAAAGGUAUCAAACAAAAGCAGAUCAUUCCCAAGAACCUGUUGGACUCCAAGUCCCUGAAGCUCAUUAUCAGCAUGACCCUCCAUGACCGCACCACCAAAUCGCUGCUGCAUCUGCACAAGAAGAAGAAGCCACCCAGCAUCAGCGCACAGUUUCAGACAUCCCUUAGCAAGCUCUUGGAGGCACUGGGCAAGGCAGAGCCCUUCUUCAUCCGCUGCAUCCGCUCUAAUGCUGAGAAGAAGGAACUGUGCUUCGAUGAGGAGCUGGUGCUGCAGCAGCUGCGCUAUACGGGCAUGCUGGAGACUGUGCGCAUCCGGAGGUCGGGCUACAGCGCCAAGUACACAUUUCAGGACUUCACGGAGCAGUUUCAGGUGCUAUUGCCCAAGAACGCCCCACCCUGCAGGGAGGUCAUCUCCACGCUGCUAGAGAAGAUGGCUGUGGACAAGAAGAACUAUCAGAUCGGGAAAACCAAGGUGUUCCUGAAGGAGCUGGAGCGGCAGGCCCUGCAGGAGACGCUGCACUGUGAAGUCGUGCAUAAGAUCCUGCUGCUGCAGAGCUGGUUCCGGAUGGUUCUGGAACACCGGCACUUCCUACAAAUGAAGCGGGCGGCCGUCACCAUCCAAGCCUGCUGGCGUUCCUACCGAGUCCGGCGGGCGUUGGAGAGAACUCAAGCAGCCGUGUUCCUUCAGGCCGCAUGGAGGGGCUACCGGCAGCGAAUGGCGUACCGGCGCCGGAGACAGAGCAUCAUCCGCCUGCAGAGCCUCUGCCGGGGCCACCUGCAACGCAAGAGCUUCAGCCAGAUGGUCUUGGAGAAGCAGAAGGCGGAAGAGAAGGAAAGGGAGGCACAGCUUGCCGCAAGAGAAGCCACUGAAGAGGCCAGUGGGGAGCAGGGGCUUGGGCAGACACCGUCCGAGGGCCCCGAGCCCAUGGCCUUGUUGGAGCCUGAGCCACAGCCAAGUGAUGGGUCCCCUGCAGUGACCUCCCACCCAGAGACAGAGACCCCAAUCCCAGAGAAGCCCACCCCCUCCCAGAAACUGCCAGCCGAAAGUCACGAGAAAGUUCCCAGCAGCCGCGAGAAGCGCGAGUCGAGACGGCAGAGGGGCCUGGAGCAUGUGAAAUUCCAGAACAAGCAUACCCAGUCCUAUAAGGAAGAGGGUGCUCUCCGAGAAGUUUCCAGAAGGGCAGGUCCAGAGCAGGGGGAGAACCUUCCAGAAGACCAGAAGGACAGCAAGGAGGAGGACACCCCCUUGACCACAGAACUGGAGGCCGAACACGUGUCCCCUGCAAAGCAGCCCCUGGAAGCAUCACAGGCUGUGGCAGCCGGCGAGACCCCUGGGGACACCGAGGAGGGGAGCCUGAGGCCCAACCGCAUGGAGCGGCCCACCAGCCUGGCCCUGGACAGCAGAGCCGGUGCCCCAGAGACUCCCAAGGACCGGAGCAGGCCAGGCACCAGCCCCUGGAACCAGCCUGACAGCCCUGGCAGCUCAGCUCAGAUCCACCGGUACCGCGAUACUGACUCAGAGCGGCUGGCCAGUGCUGUGGAGCUGUGGCGUGGCAAGAAUUUCAUGGCCCUGACCACCAGGCCCUGCACCAUGCUCAGCCAGUCACUAGACCUCAGCGAACGCCGCCAGGAUACCCUCACACCCACAGAGGAGAGACGGAUCUCCUUAUCCACAAGUGACGUCUCUGGCCUCCUCCCAUCUCCGGUCAAGACCCAGUCCUUAGCAGAAACCAUGGAUGGGGAACCCACCUCUAAGAAGCCAACGGUUCAGAAGAAAAAGUCGAGCGACUCAGCCUCCAUCACAGAGGCAGGGCUGUCCCCUAGCCCCCAGGCUGACUCCAAGUCCGCGUUCAAGAGGCUCUUCCUGCCUAAGAACAGGGAUAAGAAGUACAGUCUGGAGGGCAUGGAGGAGGUGGAGAACACAGGAUCUGGGCCUGCUGGGCUGGAAGCUACCACUUCAAAGAAAAAUCUAGAAGUCCUCUCUAACCACCAGCCCUGCCACCCAGCAGGAGAGAAGCCCACCAAAGAGCCAGGAGGCAAAGGGAAGAAGAACCGGAACCUCAAGAUUGGCAAAAUCACAGUGUCUGAGAAGUGGCGGGAGUCAGUGUUCCGCAAGAUCACCAAUGCCAACGAGCUCAAGUACCUGGAUGAGUUUCUGCUCAACAAGAUCAAUGACCUGCGCUCCCAGAAGACCCCCAUUGAAAGUUUGUUCAUCGAGGCAACCGAGAAAUUCCGCAGCAACCUCAAAACCAUGUACUCUGUGCCGAACGGGAAGAUCCACGUGGGCUACAAGGACCUGAUGGAGAACUACCAGAUAGUAGUGAGCAACCUGGCGGCUGAGCGCGGCGAGAAGGACACCAACCUGGUGCUCAACCUCUUCCAGUCCCUGCUGGACGAGUUCACCCGCGGGCACUCCAGGAGCGACUUUGAGGCCCCCAAGCAAAGCAAGUCUCAGAAGAAGAAGCGGAAGCAGGAGCGUGCUGUGCUGCAGCACAACGGGCACGUGUUUGCCAGCUACCAGGUGAGCAUCCCCCAGUCAUGUGAGCAGUGCCUCUCCUACAUCUGGCUCAUGGACAAGGCCCUGCUGUGCAGCGUCUGCAAGAUGACCUGCCAUAAGAAGUGUGUGCAGAAGAUCCAGACCUACUGCUCCUACACAUGCGGCCAGAAGGUAGAGCCCGGUGCAGAGCCGGGCCACUUCGGCGUGUGCGUGGACAGCCUGACCAGCGACAAGGCCUCUGUGCCAGUCGUGCUGGAGAAACUCCUGGAACAUGUGGAGAUGCACGGCCUGUACACCGAGGGCCUCUACCGCAAGUCGGGUGCCGCCAACCGCACGCGAGAGCUACGGCAGGCACUGCAGACAGACCCCGUGGCGGUCAAGCUGGAGAACUACCCCAUCCACGCCAUCACGGGAGUCCUGAAGCAGUGGCUGCGCGAGCUGCCCGAGCCCCUCAUGACCUUCGCCCAAUAUAACGAUUUCCUCCACGCUGUUGAGCUGCCUGAGCGGCAGGAGCAGCUGGCUGCCAUCUACGCAGUCCUGGACCACCUGCCUGAGGCCAAUCACAAGUCCCUAGAGCGGCUCAUCUUCCACCUUGUCAAGGUGGCCCUGCUCGAGGACGUGAACCGCAUGUCACCUAGUGCCCUGGCCAUCAUCUUCGCGCCCUGCCUGCUACGCAGCCCUGACACCUCAGACCCGCUGACCAGCAUGAAGGACGUGCUGAAGAUCACCACGUGCGUGGAGAUGCUGAUCAAGGAGCAGAUGCGAAAGUAUAGGGUGAAGAUGGAGGAGAUCAGCCAGCUGGAGGCCGCUGAAAGCAUCGCCUUCCGCAGGCUCUCGCUACUGCGGCAGAACACUCCGUGGCCUCUCAAACUGGGGUUCUCAUCUCCUUACGAGGGGGUCCUGAACAAGAGCUCCAAAGCUCGCCCGGAGGAGCUGGGGGUGUUGCCUGAGGAGGAGGCAGCGGUGGCGGCUGGGGAUGAUGAAGACCGCGAGAAGGAGAUCCUCAUGGAGCGCAUCCAGUCCAUCAAGGAAGAGAAGCAAGACAUCACCUACCGGCUGCCUGAGCUUGACCCGCGAGGCUCAGAUGAGGAGAACCUGGACUCAGAGACAUCGGCUAGCACAGAGAGCCUGCUGGAGGAGCGGGCUGGGCGGGGGGCCGCGGAAGGGCCCCCCGCGCCUGUGCUCCCCUGUCCCGGCGCGCCCGCCCCGAGCCCCCUCCCCGCGGUGGCCGCGGCGGCAGCCCCUCCACGACGCAGGCCGUCGUCGACGGUCCGAGUGAAGACCCCUCGGCGCACACCCAUCAUGCCUAUGGCCAAUAUCAAGUUGCCUCCCGGCCUGCCCACCUACCUGCCUGGGCGGGUGACUCAGACCCGCGAGUCCUGGGUCCCCGUGCGGCGCCGCGAGCCACCUGCCCGCCGCCCAGACCUGGUGCACUCGGUGUACGUGGCACCCGGCACUGAGCUGCCUGCGCAGGGUGUCCGCGAAGCCCCGGACAAGGAGGAACGGCCCCCAGGCGCCAAGCGGAGGUACUCGGACCCCCCGACAUAUUGCCUGCCCCCAGCCCCAGGCCAGUACAACGGCUGAUGGUUGCAGCUGGCCAAGCCCAGGUGUCCAAGGACAGCCCAGAGCGGAGAGUGCGGAUCCAACGACCCUGCAGGACAUGCUGGAGCCAUGCCCGGGUGCCUCACUCCAGCGCCAGCAUCAGCUUUCUUGAAGGAUCCCGAAAAGCGCCGUGAGCCUAUAGGUCAAGGUGUGCACUGGCACAGUGCAGGGCCCAGCAGGGAGCAGCGAAUCAGGCCACCUUCGCCUCCCUCCCCAACAGCUGUCCGGCCCAGUCCCUGCGGGAGGCCCCGCAUGGCCACUUUUCAUUUGUACGUUUUGAUGGUAACUCUUUGUACUUUUCUUUGUACAUGGUUUACAUAACUUGAAACUGUAACAGCCUUAAUGGGAGACCAAAUCGUUUUUUGUUUUUUUUUUUAUAAAUAUAUGUAUAUGUAAAAACUUUUACCUUAACCCUGCGCAUCUUCCUUUAACCUGGACGCAAGUCGUCAGUGGACUAGACGGGUGUGGACACAAAGCCACGCUCCGGAAUUGCAGGCCUGUGCUGUGGCCGGAUUGGGUAUCAUCGGGCCUUCGGACAACGUGGACACUUGGGGCAUCAGGCUGUGCUGAGGUCCUUGCAGAUGUGUCCCGCUCCGCAGGUGCCAUGGUCGUUGCAGAGAGCGUAGAUCCUUCCAUGGGUUCGAGGGUCCCGGCAGGGUACAGGAUAUCAAGCAGGGGUGUGGCCUCUGCCCGUGGCACCACCAGACCUCACCUCCCCCGGAGUCAGGUCCCGGCGGGACAAGCGUGGCCAGGACCACUGUGUCCACUGUGCCUGGGCACAGCCCGCCUUGCUCCCCACCCCUGUGGCACAACAGGAGCGGCCUGCCUCAGGACUGCUCCAGGUCGGGCCUGUGGUUUCACAUCCCUGGCAGUUAACAGUGGCAACUUGGGGGACUCGGGGAGUGGGGCUCCCUCUCCCAGGCUCAGCCCCCUCCCCCAGUUACCUUGACACGUGAAAUAAAAAAAUGCCUGAGACAUA